AAGAAUUUAUGUACGUGCGGCAUACUUUCGCCGUGGUUGUAUCCAUGGGAACAAUUUAUGUAUAAGGCAAAGGAGAUGUCUCGGCUGAUAUUAAACUGUCGUCGCUUUUUUUUUUUAAUUCAGUACCGUGAAAAUCGAAAAAAACCUAGAAAGAAAUUGAGCUAGUUCACCGCGACUUGUGCUCGUAUCACAUAUCAUUUUGCGGUAUACUUCUGUCCAAUUCCAAACGUACAAUCGAUGAUAGUUACUAAUGUUACUAUGACUUCAAUUAUUUACUGCUAAUCAGAAUAAGAGAUCCGGACGAAUGGCUAAAAAAGGUGGGCAAGCAGUGCUCCAAGAAGAAAUAAACAACGAUGAUGAUUGGACAAAAAUUAUAGAAAAACCUGGAAUGUAUGUCGUUGACGUUUAUACAGAAUGGUGUGGCCCUUGUAUACCAAUGACGGCGUACUUAAAAAAAAUUAAGUUGGAAUUAGGCAGUGAAAAUUUACAUUAUGCUAUAGCAAAAUCUGACAACAUAACUAAGCUUAAACGAUUUCGACAAAAAAGUGAGUCAUAUUGGAUGUUUUUCUAUGAUGGGAUGUUAGUCAAUAUGAUUAUUGGCACCAAUGCUCCUAGAUUAAUGAAAUUAAUAGUGGAGGAGCUUGAACAGUAUGUUAAGUUUAAGAAUGGCGAAGUCCAGAGAGAGUUUAUAUCAUUAGAUACAGUGACUAAUGAGGAACAAAAAAAAUUAAUCGAAAGUGAAAACUAUCAAAAACAGAAAACAAGAAAAGAAAAAAAGAUUAGAGAUUUUAGAAUGAUGAAAGCGAGAGAACAUUCACUGAAACAGUUUUCGGUUAACAUACAAAUUCAAACGUGUAUUGUAUUUUUUCCGCACACGGUCAAAUAUAUUAUGGUGGAAAAACCAGUUGAAGAUGACUCUGAAGAACUAGUCAAACCUCCUGAACCAAUAAUGGUAGAAAAAAGGGUGUGUGAAGUGGCCAACUUAUGUGCUAGUAAGUACGAGGAACUUAUUGUUAUCGAAGAUAAUGAAGUGGAGUUGACGGAAGAUACUUUGAAUGAGUUAUUUUUCAUGGAAAAAGAGUUUCUGGAAAGUUUUCCUCAAGAAUUGGUCAAUCAACUGUUGAGUAAAAAAGUGUAUUCGGUAAUGUUGUCAAUGCCUAUUAUCAAACAUGACACUGCUGCCCAAGAAGUUGUUACAGAAGAAGAAAAUAUAUCUGAACCCAUUGAUUUAAUGGGAGUUAUAGAGCAGAAGUUAAGCACAAUUAUUUACGGUGACGGAACCCCUUUAAGCCCUAGUCCGAAUUCGCUUGCAGAUGUACAUAAAACAGUAAAUGAAUCCGGACAAAAAAUACCAUCGUUAUACACCCCCAGAAAUCCGUUGAGUAAAGCUUCGGCGCUCACCAUUUUGUUCGACACAUUCUGCAAAGAUAAUGGAUAUAUUGCACCCCAGCCACCUUUACCACAGUACCUUGUAAUUUUUGAUAUUAACAAAUCCAACAUCGUGUUACCUAUCAUCGAAGAUCUCGAAGAAAAAGUCGUACACUACGGAUUUUUCCGUUGUGCUGAUCCUGAAAAACCCAAGCUAUUGUGUAAAGAUUCCGAAUUGUUAGCUACAUAUGGUACAGACAAAGUUGGUAAAGACGCCAAAUUGGUGUUGUCUGUACUCAUGGAUGACAAGGAUAAGAGUCUGCUACGGUUCGUUGAUGUUGGACCGAAUUAUGCGAGCCCGGAUUACGAAUCGGGCAUCGACGAUGCUAUUAAGUUUUUCCCAUACGACUUCGAUGAGAUGGAUGGUGAGGUAAAGUUAUGGUUAGCCCAACAGGAGAUCCAGGAUGAGGAGGACACAGGCGUUGAGUGUGGCUUGGGCGAAGGUGAAGAAGGAGUGAUGGAAGAAGAGAACUACCCACAGGAUCAACAAGAACCAGUGCAGUCAAGUGUUGUCAGUUAAUAUUGUGUUCACUUUUUACCGACGGUUUUCGAUUGCAAGUUUGACUAUUUGAAUGUAUAUUCGGAUAUAUUCCGAAUAAUUUUUUUAAGAUUAAAAAAAUUGUUAUAACACAA
Messenger RNA from Aphis gossypii (cotton aphid), 2061 nucleotides. Its product is annotated as thioredoxin domain-containing protein 3 homolog. The coding region runs from base 305 to 1948 and encodes 547 amino acids. The transcript is spliced from 11 exons. NCBI's taxonomy places the organism in Eukaryota, Metazoa, Arthropoda, Insecta, Hemiptera, Aphididae. The record is from RefSeq and is a predicted model, not a curated record.